Molecule: messenger RNA, 1264 nt
Organism: Apis mellifera (honey bee)
Lineage: Eukaryota; Metazoa; Arthropoda; Insecta; Hymenoptera; Apidae
Product: circadian clock-controlled protein
Exons: 5
Coding region: 88-825 (245 amino acids)
Source: RefSeq, a predicted model, not a curated record
GCCACGAGUCCUUGGCGCUGGGAACUAUAUAAACGGACCGCUUAUAAUUGGCUAGGCUAGCUGAAAGAUUUUUAACCGUACAGCGCUAUGUCGUUCCAAGCCGUGGUCGUCGCCGCUCUAUGCGCCGCCACCCUCGUCCUGGGGGAUUAUCAACUUCCUGCAACAGUGAAGACUUGCAAAAGGGAUUCAGACGAUUUUUCAUCAUGUUUGCGGCUCGCCAUUCAAGAAGCAUGGCCCACAUUCGUUCCAGGAUUACCAGAGUUCGAUAUACCUCCUCUCGAUCCCUAUUACACGGAAUCAUACUCGAUGGAACACGAGAGUGGACAACUUCGUGGAAAAAUAUCAAUCGCUGAUGUUCGAUUGUACGGGCUUGCCAAGUCGCGUUUCUUAUCCGUGAAACCGGAAAUGGAUGGUGAUUUCUUCCGGCUGGAAAUUGACGUCGAGAUACCAAAGCUUCUGAUCGAUGGCGAUUACAAAGCCGAGGGAUCAUUGGCUACAUUCAAAAUGGGUGGAAAAGGAUUCUUCAACAUCAGCAUGGAAAACAUCAGAACCGUUUGGGACAUUUCGGGGCACGUAGUGAACGACAGAUGGGUCGUGAAACACUUCAAAACCGCGCCCACGAUCAGCAGCAUGAAGGUCUGGUUCAGCGAUCUCUUCAACGGGAACGAAGAACUGAAUCGUGCUGCUUUGGUCUUCAUCAACGAAUAUUGGCCGUUGGUAUACCGAACAAUGUUGCCGAAAUUAAUAGAAAUGUGGGAUACGUAUCUGUCCGAGUUCUCCAAUCGUUUCUUCUCAAAGAUACCGUUCUCGACGAUCUUUCCUUGAAACGAACGUCGAGAAUAUAAUAUAUUUAACAAAUAAUUAUAUAAAAAAAUGAUAGAUUUAAAAACAGACUCAACAAAGUCUUUUUCCUCGUUGAAACUAAAGAAUGGAAUGUUUCAAUUGUUGUAAUAGUAGCAAGAUGAAAUGAAAGAAUCAAGGAUUGAUUAUACUGUAAUAAUAUAACACGAAUGAUUGUAAGAAAAUUUUGUGAUUCAAAUUCAUUUGAACGAUUAACGUGAUCUCUGAAUAUUUUUUUUUUUUUUUUUUAAUCUUUGAAGACACAGUUGUUGAUACAACAGUGUUUAUAUUCUUCAAUUGUUUUUGAAAUUUUUAAUUGGAUAAGUUUGAAGCCAAAUAAUUAAAUAUUAAUUUAGAUGAUUACUAUGAUUUUGUACAAUCAGCAAUAAAUAUUGAUUCUUAAACUGUUGUCCUUUAAACAGAA